Molecule: messenger RNA, 711 nt
Organism: Talaromyces proteolyticus
Lineage: Eukaryota; Fungi; Ascomycota; Eurotiomycetes; Eurotiales; Trichocomaceae
Exons: 3
Coding region: 1-711 (236 amino acids)
Source: RefSeq, a predicted model, not a curated record
AUGCCUGCCCAGGCCAGUCGCAAGGCUGCAAGGCUGCAAGUCUCGUCGCGGCGGCCAGUCAGCACGGCGCCCAAUACAAAUGCCCCAUCGCCCGCCCUUUUGCUCGCUGCGGCUUUCUUCCUCUGCGCUCCUCUCGUUGGUCGUGAAUCCUGCUCUCUGCCACUCAAAUCCGAGCGUCCAAUUCGAUUUCCUCCCAGCUUAUCCUAUCACCAUUUUUCCCUCCCUCGCUCUCUGUCCAUUCGUCUAUCCACCUGCCUUCACCCGCCUUCCAAUCACUUGACUCUUUGCUGGGUACCGCUGAGUCGUGAAGGAAUAUCGUUUCCCCUGCUCAUCCUCCGCGACCUGUCAAGCCUUGUCGUGGUGCCGCCAAGCCCCAUCGCAGUCUCGACGAUUUGGUUAGCGCCUUACCCUUUUGCGACCCGUGCAACACCCGGCGCGUCCGUCGCAUCUCAUCUAUAUCUCCGCUGUUGUUGUCAACUUGCGCGCUCGUCGCAAUACACUUCAGUUGCCAUUAUCUCUUCGCGUCAAUCGAAAGCAGCCUUCUCAAUCCAGAUCCACUCGCGAAAUAACCGCACCGUUGCUCGUCUUGCCUCGCGAUUCGGUGCUGCUGACUUGGAUCGACAAGCAGUUACCUCUCAGUACCCGUCUAGCGCAAACAUUCUGCAUCGCCCGACGACAGCUUUCGCGCUCUCCUCGUUCCUACGCCCUUGA